Messenger RNA from Schistocerca gregaria, 2868 nucleotides. Its product is annotated as repetin-like. Lineage: Eukaryota; Metazoa; Arthropoda; Insecta; Orthoptera; Acrididae. The transcript has a single exon. The coding region runs from base 1 to 2868 and encodes 955 amino acids. The record is from RefSeq and is a predicted model, not a curated record.
AUGACGCUAAGAGGCCACAUGACGCUAAGAGGCCACAUGACGCUAAGAGGCCACAUGACGCUAAGAGGCCACAUGACGCUAAGAGGCCACAUGACGCUAAGAGGCCACAUGACGCUAAGAGGCCACAUGACGCUAAGAGGCCACAUGACGCUAAGAGGCCACAUGACGCUAAGAGGCCACAUGACGCUAAGAGGCCACAUGACGCUAAGAGGCCACAUGACGCUAAGAGGCCACAUGACGCUAAGAGGCCACAUGACGCUAAGAGGCCACAUGACGCUAAGAGGCCACAUGACGCUAAGAGGCCACAUGACGCUAAGAGGCCACAUGACGCUAAGAGGCCACAUGACGCUAAGAGGCCACAUGACGCUAAGAGGCCACAUGACGCUAAGAGGCCACAUGACGCUAAGAGGCCACAUGACGCUAAGAGGCCACAUGACGCUAAGAGGCCACAUGACGCUAAGAGGCCACAUGACGCUAAGAGGCCACAUGACGCUAAGAGGCCACAUGACGCUAAGAGGCCACAUGACGCUAAGAGGCCACAUGACGCUAAGAGGCCACAUGACGCUAAGAGGCCACAUGACGCUAAGAGGCCACAUGACGCUAAGAGGCCACAUGACGCCUAAGAGGCCACAUGACGCUAAGAGGCCACAUGACGCUAAGAGGCCACAUGACGCUAAGAGGCCACAUGACGCUAAGAGGCCACAUGACGCUAAGAGGCCACAUGACGCUAAGAGGCCACAUGACGCUAAGAGGCCACAUGACGCUAAGAGGCCACAUGACGCUAAGAGGCCACAUGACGCUAAGAGGCCACAUGACGCUAAGAGGCCACAUGACGCUAAGAGGCCACAUGACGCUAAGAGGCCACAUGACGCUAAGAGGCCACAUGACGCUAAGAGGCCACAUGACGCUAAGAGGCCACAUGACGCUAAGAGGCCACAUGACGCUAAGAGGCCACAUGACGCUAAGAGGCCACAUGACGCUAAGAGGCCACAUGACGCUAAGAGGCCACAUGACGCUAAGAGGCCACAUGACGCUAAGAGGCCACAUGACGCUAAGAGGCCACAUGACGCUAAGAGGCCACAUGACGCUAAGAGGCCACAUGACGCUAAGAGGCCACAUGACGCUAAGAGGCCACAUGACGCUAAGAGGCCACAUGACGCUAAGAGGCACAUGACGCUAAGAGGCCACAUGACGCUAAGAGGCCACAUGACGCUAAGAGGCCACAUGACGCUAAGAGGCCACAUGACGCUAAGAGGCCACAUGACGCUAAGAGGCCACAUGACGCUAAGAGGCCACAUGACGCUAAGAGGCCACAUGACGCUAAGAGGCCACAUGACGCUAAGAGGCCACAUGACGCUAAGAGGCCACAUGACGCUAAGAGGCCACAUGACGCUAAGAGGCCACAUGACGCUAAGAGGCCACAUGACGCUAAGAGGCCACAUGACGCUAAGAGGCCACAUGACGCUAAGAGGCCACAUGACGCUAAGAGGCCACAUGACGCUAAGAGGCCACAUGACGCUAAGAGGCCACAUGACGCUAAGAGGCCACAUGACGCUAAGAGGCCACAUGACGCUAAGAGGCCACAUGACGCUAAGAGGCCACAUGACGCUAAGAGGCCACAUGACGCUAAGAGGCCACAUGACGCUAAGAGGCCACAUGACGCUAAGAGGCCACAUGACGCUAAGAGGCCACAUGACGCUAAGAGGCCACAUGACGCUAAGAGGCCACAUGACGCUAAGAGGCCACAUGACCGCUAAGAGGCCACAUGACGCUAAGAGGCCACAUGACGCUAAGAGGCCACAUGACGCUAAGAGGCCACAUGACGCUAAGAGGCCACAUGACGCUAAGAGGCCACAUGACGCUAAGAGGCCACAUGACGCUAAGAGGCCACAUGACGCUAAGAGGCCACAUGACGCUAAGAGGCCACAUGACGCUAAGAGGCCACAUGACGCUAAGAGGCCACAUGACGCUAAGAGGCCACAUGACGCUAAGAGGCCACAUGACGCUAAGAGGCCACAUGACGCUAAGAGGCCACAUGACGCUAAGAGGCCACAUGACGCUAAGAGGCCACAUGACGCUAAGAGGCCACAUGACGCUAAGAGGCCACAUGACGCUAAGAGGCCACAUGACGCUAAGAGGCCACAUGACGCUAAGAGGCCACAUGACGCUAAGAGGCCACAUGACGCUAAGAGGCCACAUGACGCUAAGAGGCCACAUGACGCUAAGAGGCCACAUGACGCUAAGAGGCCACAUGACGCUAAGAGGCCACAUGACGCUAAGAGGCCACAUGACGCUAAGAGGCCACAUGACGCUAAGAGGCCACAUGACGCUAAGAGGCCACAUGACGCUAAGAGGCCACAUGACGCUAAGAGGCCACAUGACGCUAAGAGGCCACAUGACGCUAAGAGGCCACAUGACGCUAAGAGGCCACAUGACGCUAAGAGGCCACAUGACGCUAAGAGGCCACAUGACGCUAAGAGGCCACAUGACGCUAAGAGGCCACAUGACGCUAAGAGGCCACAUGACGCUAAGAGGCCACAUGACGCUAAGAGGCCACAUGACGCUAAGAGGCCACAUGACGCUAAGAGGCCACAUGACGCUAAGAGGCCACAUGACGCUAAGAGGCCACAUGACGCUAAGAGGCCACAUGACGCUAAGAGGCCACAUGACGCUAAGAGGCCACAUGACGCUAAGAGGCCACAUGACGCUAAGAGGCCACAUGACGCUAAGAGGCCACAUGACGCUAAGAGGCCACAUGACGCUAAGAGGCCACAUGACGCUAAGAGGCCACAUGACGCUAAGAGGCCACAUGACGCUAAGAGGCCACAUGACGCUAAGAGGCCACAUGACGCUAAGCAGGCCACAUGA